This is a messenger RNA of Pipistrellus nathusii (Nathusius's pipistrelle), 1767 nucleotides long. Lineage: Eukaryota; Metazoa; Chordata; Mammalia; Chiroptera; Vespertilionidae. The record is from the annotation of a GenBank genome assembly.
AUGGUGGCCCCGCCGUACCGCUCGCUGGGCGGCCGCCUGAGCCCGGCGGCGUUUCCGCGGGCGCCGGCCCGGGUGCUGGCCCUGCUGGCCGGGCUGUUUCUGAGCGGCUUGACGGGCGCGAUCUCGGCCCCGAGGGAACACUGGGGACCCUACGGGCCGGUGCCCCCUGCCUCCCGCAGCCGCUCGGUGGUCCUGGACGCCAGGACGGGCCAGCUGCAGCUGGUGGAUGGCCGCCAGCCCGGCUUCGUGGCCUGGGCCAAUCUCACCAACGCCAUUCAUGAGACAGGGUGGGCCUUUCUGGAGCUGCACACCAGCAGCCACUAUAAUGACAGCCUGCAGGCCUAUGCGGCGGGCGUGGUGGAGGCCGCCGUGUCUGAGGAGCUCAUCUACAUGCACUGGAUGAACACGGUGGUGAAUUACUGCGGCCCCUUCGAGUAUGAGGUCGGCUACUGCGAGCGGCUCAAGAGCUUCCUGGAAGCCAACCUGGAGUGGAUGCAGAGGCAGGUGGAGCUGAACAAAGACUCCGCCUACUGGCACCAGGUGCGGCUGACCCUCCUGCAGCUGAAAGGCCUGGAGGACAGCUAUGAAGGCAGCAUGGCCUUCCCGACAGGAAACUUCACCAUCAAACCCUUGGGCUUCCUCCUGUUGCAGAUCGCCGGGGACCUGGAGGACCUGGAGCCGGCCCUGAACAAGACCAAGACCAGGCACACCGUGGGCUCCGGCUCCUGCUCCGCCCUCAUCAAGCUGCUGCCUGACCACAGCGACCUCCUGGUCGCCCACAACACCUGGAACGCCUACCAGAACAUGCUGCGCAUCAUCAAGCAGUACUGGUUCCAGUUCCAGGAAGGCCCCCGAGCGAAUGCUCCCCUGGCCCCUGGCAACAAGCUGAUCUUCUCGUCCUACCCCGGCACCAUCUUCUCCGGCGACGACUUCUACAUCCUGAACAGCGGGCUGGUGACGCUGGAGACCACCAUCGGCAACCAGAACCCGGCGCUGUGGAAGCACGUGCAGCCGCGGGGCUGCGUGCUGGAGUGGGUGCGCAGCGUCGUGGCCAACCGCCUGGCCCUGGACGGGGACACCUGGGCGGAGACCUUCAAGAGGUUCAACAGCGGCACGUACAACAACCAGUGGAUGGUCGUGGACUACAAGGCGUUCGUGCCGGGUGGGCCCAGCCCCGGGAGCCGGGUGCUCACCGUCCUGGAGCAGAUCCCGGGCAUGGUGGUGGUGGCCGACAAGACCGCUGAGCUCUACGAGAAGACCUACUGGGCCAGCUACAACAUCCCGUCCUUUGAGUCCGUGUUCAACGCCAGCGGGCUGCCGGGCCUGGUGGCCCAGUACGGGGACUGGUUCUCCUACGACAGGAGCCCUCGGGCCCAGAUCUUCCGGCGGGACCAGUCGCUGGUGCACGACGUGGACUCCAUGAUCCGGCUGAUCAGGUACAAUGACUUCCUGCACGACCCCCUGUCACUGUGCAAGGCCUGCAGGCCGCAGCCCAACGGGGAGAACGCCAUCUCGGCGCGCUCCGACCUCAACCCAGCCAACGGCUCUUACCCGUUCCAGGCGCUGCAGCAGCGCUCUCACGGGGGCAUCGAUGCCAAGGUGACCAGCGUGACCCUGGCCAAGGCCCUGGGCCUGGUGGCCGUCGGCGGCCCCACGUGGGACCAGGUGCCCCCCUUCCAGUGGAGCACCUCGCCCUUCGGCGGCCUGCUGCACAUGGGCCAGCCCGACCUCUGGAAGUUCUCGCCCGUCAAGGUCUCCUGGGACUGA